AUGGCCAAGAAAGGCAUGUGGGAGCGCAAGCCCAUCAAUGCCGAUGAGACCAUGAAUAACUACAUCUGCCUAAAAGCGGAAGGGGAGCGGGUGGCGGCGGAGCUCAAGGAGCUUGAUGAGGACGAGAUGCCCAGCUGGAACCGUCAGCAGAGGGGCAAGUCGUUGGGGCGGUGGAAGAAGAAGGACCUCGCGGACAAGUGGAACAAGUUGAAGCAGCGGGUUGAGCAGACCGAGGACAAGGCGGUCAAGUACAUGGACGACAAACUCAAGAACCUCGAAGACGCGUAUGUGACGGAGUACAACGAGAAGCAGGCCAAUCUGCCGGGCGAGAGCGAGAUGCCCAAGACGCUGUUGACAACAAUCAAGAAGCUCGGGGAAGAAUGCACAAGGUAUAAGCUGAUCUCGUGGACGAAUCCUUUCUGGAUGGUUCAUUCUUAUCUUGUGUAUGUGCAUCGUAGCGGAUAG
Molecule: messenger RNA, 465 nt
Organism: Xylaria bambusicola
Lineage: Eukaryota; Fungi; Ascomycota; Sordariomycetes; Xylariales; Xylariaceae
Exons: 2
Coding region: 1-465 (154 amino acids)
Source: RefSeq, a predicted model, not a curated record